AUGCGGCUCUAUUCACCUGCAAUCUGUUUGCGGCGAGCUGCCUCAACUAGUAUGUAUGCUCAUUCCAAUCAGUUCCAAGGAGGAGCCACACAGAGUAUGGUCUUAUGGAACUGCUCCCGACCGCAGUCAAGCCGUUCUCAUAUGACAUUGGGCGUAACCGAUUCUUCUCAUAAUAAGAACAUAAGAUCUUCUGAAGCGCAGAGUCUCAAGUACUUUGUCAGCUUAGUGGGCCGUCGAUUGCGUCGCGGAUUGUCAACCAGAGAGGGCAGUCUUAAUGUAAAGCUCGACAUGCUUUCACGUGACAGAAUGUCGGGUACUAAUUGGAAAUGGAGAGGCGUCCAUCAGAAGAUAGGAGCUACGGCUGGUGGGCUCUGCUUUGGUUUUUCAGUUUCAGGGAUCGCAAGAGCCGAGAUGCCUGUGGACAGAAAGAUCAAUUGUGCAGAAACUUCAGCGUCAUCUUCUCAUGGGAAGAAAGUCUACACGGAUUAUUCUGUCACCGGGAUUCCAGGAGAUGGGAGAUGCUUAUUCCGCUCCGUGGUUCAUGGGGCAUGCAUCCGCUCGGGGAAACCUAUCCCUAAUGAAGAUCUUCAGAGAAAGCUAGCUGAUGAAUUGAGGUCAAUGGUUGCCGAUGAAUUUGUCACUAGACGGGAAGAGACUGAAUGGUUUGUUGAGGGCGAUUUCGAUACAUAUGUUUCCCAGAUUAGGCAGCAACAUGUGUGGGGUGGUGAGCCAGAACUGUUCAUGGCUUCACAUGUUCUCCAGAUGCCAAUAACUGUGUAUAUGCAUGAUGAAGAUGUGGGUGGCUUAAUAACUAUUGCUGAAUAUGGCCAAGAGUACGGUAAAGAAGAUCCAAUACAAGUUCUGUAUCACGGUUUUGGCCAUUAUGAUUCCCUACAGAUUCAGAAGACAUAG
Messenger RNA from Triticum turgidum subsp. durum (durum wheat), 912 nucleotides. NCBI's taxonomy places the organism in Eukaryota, Viridiplantae, Streptophyta, Magnoliopsida, Poales, Poaceae. The record is from the annotation of a GenBank genome assembly.